AGAGACCGGGAGCUCUUUGAUGUAGUGACAGCAUCUGUGGUCGAGCCGUGCUUGCUCCUUGACUUUGAUGUGUGAUCACGAUCUUCUAUUCUUAACUUAUACGAGUAUUAGGCUUAAAUUUUUGUUUAAUUCUUGUUCCUACUGAAUUGCAGAGUUAAUUGUGAGGGGGUUUAUACAUCGAUAUCUUCGAAAUAAAUGUUGAACUGAACACAGUGUGCCGGUUUAUAUAUUUUUGGUCACGCCUUCAUUGAGUGAUUUUCCGCUGUAAAUGUUGAUGUGACUUGCUUACACAAUUUUGGUGCAGUUUAUUUAUGUGAUAGAAAUCCAAUUAUUCGAAUUUAUGAAAUGGAAAAACAGUUUGCGGACACUCAACGAACUUGCGAAGACGAUCUGCAGUUUUUCUUGAUCGAUUUCCGAAUAGAAAAUAAGUGAAUACUGCCGGAAUAAACCUGACCUAGGAAAGAUGUGAUACGUGCCGUGACGCCAUUAUGCCUGAGUACCAUGCUCCGUUGCGUGGCUGAGUGUGAUCGCACCGGCUUGCCAUCCAGCGCAGCCUCUGCCCUCGACUCCGACCACACUGGCCUUCCUCUCCUCCCUUGGAAGGCAUCACUUCUGCAGCAGCAGCAGCAACAACAACUCCCUCAUUCAGGACUCCCACCUCAACAUCUCUUAGCAAACUCCCAUCUUGGCUCCUUUUCUGGACAUUGUUCUCCUCCUCUCCACCUUUCCCUGCACCCACCUCCCUCUCCUCAGCAGCAGCAACAGCUGCUGCAUCCUACCUCUCCUCAGCAGCUGUUGACAGCUGCAGGUCCAUCAUCUGUGAGCUGCUCGCUGCUGUCGUCCCCCAGUGAGCUGCCGCUGUCAGACAGCGGCAGUGGUGUGGUGGUCGCCUCAAGCUGCCAAGUGGCUGCUACUCUGCCAUACUCGUCCCCCUCACCAUCUCACUCCAUACUUGCCUCCCUAGGACACGCAUUGGGACACUCCCACACAAACACACAUUCUCCUGGCCCUCCACAGGCGCCACCAUCCAACCAAUCUUUCCCUGUGGGCCCUUUGGGGCCCCAAAAUUUGUUCAACACGCCUCCUAAUAGCUUUUCGGGGCCACCAACAUCUGGCCCCACUUCUGGUCCCUUUCCUGGCUCUCCUGCUCCUUCCAAUGCCUCAACCCCAGGACCUGGGGGACCUUCCCCUUUCCCACAAGGCCCUGGAGGUGGCCCUCCGACCAGCAUGGCUCCUGGCUCCAUACCUGGGGCCAUGCCAUACCACGGGUCUUCGGCCUACAGUAGUCCCACUGGUCCCCACAUGAAUGGCCCAGGUCCUGGUAUGGGAGGGCCCAUGCCUCCCAUGGGACCUAUGGGACCAAUGAACAAUGGGCCUCACGGUCCUGCACAUGGUCCCUUCCCAGGGGGUCCAGGUCCUGGCUUUACUGGGCCUGGAGGUCCUUUUGGCCCCGGUGGGACGCCUUUUGGGCCCGGAGGCCCUGGUCUCCACAUGCAUGGCCCACACCCCAUGAUGCAGAUGGGCGGCCCGAUGGACAGACUCGACCAAGGGAGACGCCACACGCCCUACUUCGGGCAACCUGACUACAGACUUUACGAGCUCAACAAACGUCUACAGCAGAGAACUGAGAGACACACCAUCGGUCGCACGCUCUUGCCGCGCUACUUCAGGAGCAUUUUCGAGGGCGGCGUCACGGAGCUGUAUUACGCCGUGAAGCAUCCCAAGGAGUCCUUCCAUAACACCUCCAUCACCCUCGACUGUGAUAACACCAACAUGGUCACCCAUCAUGGCAAGCCCAUGUUCACUAAGGUAUUCACUGAAGGCCGCCUCAUCCUGGAGUUCACAUUCGACGACCUCAUGCGGAUCAAGUCGUGGCACUUCGCCAUCCGCAGCCACACGGAACUCAUUCCCCGCAACGUGAUCGCCAUGCAACAGGACCCAGGGCUUGUCGAGACCUUCAGCAAGAACAUCACGCGCAUGGGCAUCACCAACCACACCUUAAACUACCUCAAGCUGUGCGUGAUACUGGAGCCGAUGCAGGAGCUGAUGUCUCGCCACAAGGCGUACGCGUUGUCACCCCGCGACUGCCUCAAGACGACGCUCUUCCAGAAGUGGCAGAGGAUGGUCGCUCCUCCAGGUGCCGCAAAUCAAGCCAGUGCUAGAAAUGGUCCUAAUGGAGAGACGCAGCGCGCCCCGAACAAGCGGCGUAAGCGCAAGGGGUCGCAGUCUGGCCAGAAUGCGAGCACCAACUCUACGGGCGCGGGCAAGAAACGCUCGCCCGGACCAAAUUUCAACCUGGCCUCUCAGGUCUCUGAUGUGAUGGUGGUGGGGGAGCCGUCACUCAUGGGUGGUGAGUUCGGCGACGAGGAUGAGCGUCUGAUAACACGAUUGGAGAACAGUCAGUACGAUACUACUGUUGUCGACGAUCCUAGUUCUCAGCUGCAGCCCACAUCCGUCGUCCCUAACGCACCACAACCUGGGGGGCCUGUCUCGCAACCCUCUUCCAACAACCCCACCGCCCAGGGUGGUAACGCAUCUACUACUCCUCAUCACCCGCAGCAACCACCGUCUGGUGGUCCACAGGGGGGACCGUUCACAAGCUCCCCUCACCACAUGGGCAGUGGGGGGCCCGGCUGGCCCGACACCUCAAGGGGACCCAAUGACCCUGACAAAAAAUCGCCCGCCAUGAAUUAGGCGACGUUUGGGACCAUUACGUCUUCGACGUACUGGACGCAACGUCGUCCUCGUCACGGCUUUUUUAGUGACGUGUCGCAUACGUGCGCCUAAAUCUCGCCUACGUGCGCCUGAGUGCACGUGACGAAUACGUGGGUUCGACGUAUAUUGUCUGCGCCGGUCAUUUUCGCGCGAUAUUAAUGUGCUGACGCUGCUCUAAGAGUGUCGGUGUCAUUGGCUACUCGUGAACACGUUGUACGUUCAAAAUAAUUCCAUUACAUGAACACGUGUCGGACUCGGCGAAGAGUUAACCACGAUAGUAUUACGAGUAGUUGAAUAGUUUGUGGGUGAAAUGCGUACUAUGCUUUAAGAGACGCCACUUGGAUGUGAGUAGCGAUCUCGCUUAGACGUCUGCUUCUAUCACACUGUCAGUGGUGACUGCCACAGUCCUAAUUGAAAUCGUGCACCUUGCACUGCUUGUUCCCUUCGCUGCUGAUGGCACAGCAGCUUAAUUUCCACCAACUUGAGAUGCUCUUUUCCGCCAAAGUCGGAAACCUUUCAACAUCAGACCAGAUCAAACUUGACACUCAUGCAGUCAGCAUUGAUCGUGUGAUAGAGGCUUCUGUAAAUGGCAGCGAUCUCAACUCUCUGCCCUACCCUGUGUGUUCUUUUCUAAGUGUGCUUGUUCCUGUACAUUGUGUGAGAGAUCGUGUACAUUAUGACAUUUAUAGCGGCUGUCACGAGAUGCGUGUGCAGUGGUAACAUUUUAUUACCAUCACACCUUAUCAAUUAACAAUUAUUAUUAUUACCAUCACACCUUAUCACCUCUGAUAUGCAGCAGGUUUGUUUACUCGAGCAUUGUUUCACCGGCUAAUUUAUUAUGGAUUAAAUAUGGUGGAACACACCACCAAAACUCUUGUUUUCUUGCGCCUGCAGCAAAGAUUUAUUACUAAAAGAUUGCUGACAGCUGAGGCCUGCGAGGAGGAAGACGAUCAACCGAUUGCUGUCAUCUAUACGACAGCUCUAACACUUCUGAUUGAGAAAGCUACUUGCCAUAUUGUAUUAAUAUCAUCUUGAUUGUUUUUAUGAAUGUAAAAAUCGCCUAUUUUGCAAGGCUUUCUUGCGUGAAUUUGUGAGAGAAACGAGCUUUAAAUGAGUAUAUUCAUCGAUAUUUUUCUUGAAUGAAUUGGCCGCUGAUUGAAUUGAGCUGCCAGUGUUCAACACGGUCGUGUAUUUCGGUUCCAAAAAUGUACAGGUACGCGUAUUGUCUUAUAGUUCAAUUUGAAUAGUAUAAGUUCAUAUUUAUUUGCUUCUGAGUGUACAGUUUAUAUGUUGAGCAGAAAUACUUCACUACCUCUUUCCUGACUUGGCAUAUUUUCAGGUUGUCACCAUUUCGUUAAUUUGAGAGCCAAACAGUUGUGUCAUAUCUCCACUCGAUGAAGUUCCCCGCGUGCUGCUUUCAUCUUCUGAAUCAUACGAUGCAGAAGAUGUUAUACCUACGUAUAUCCUUCAUGUUUUCAUAGUUCUUCUCAAUUACGAACCUCACUCCAGCACGACACGGUAUCGUGUCUCUGCAUCGCCAGUGCAACUUCUCAAGAGUCGCUUCAUCCACCAUGCCGGUGAUGUAACAAGUGUGCAACGCAGAUCCUUUACUCUUUCGUUAUUAUAUUUCAAAUUGUGACAUAAGUUGUACUGUGAAUUUGUUUAGUGAAGUAUGCGUGAGUGUAAAAACAGGCCCAUCCGCUCGUCAACUAUUACCAACACUGAAGCGAUGACUGUGUCUUGUGGCCAUACGUGGACUCGUAUUGCAGAUGACAUACAAGUGUGUACAUAUUAGGGAUAAAGUGUAUUGUGUUAACCGCGAUCUUGGUGUGGUUUGUCUCCACCGAGCCUGGAGUGGUGGUGUUGUUCACCAUCACCGUACCUGGAGUGGCGGUUUUGUUCACCACCACCGGACCUGGAGUGGUGGUGUUGUGCAUUACCAUCGUACCUGGAGUGGUGGUGUUCUUCACCACCACCGGACCUGGAGUGGUGGUGUUGUUCACCAUCAUCGUACCUGGAGUGGUGGUGUUGUUCACCACCACCGUACCUGGAGUGGUGGUGUUGUUCACCAUCACCGUACCUUUAGUGGUGGUGAGCAUCACACAUAUUAAAGUUCUUUUCAGAUACGUGCGUCUCGUUGAAAACGUAGCACGUGCGUUACUCACGAACACGUCGUUCGUUUACUCAGGUUCGUGUAAACUAUUCGCAGAUGCUGAAACCUGACAGGGAUCUACAUCGUUAGCUCUUCUCUGUUGUUCGCCCCCAAAUGAGACUUUAUAUCUUGUAUUGUCAUAGGUUAUUGGCAUCAAAAUCGUGGAAUAUUUUUUUCUACUUAUAUCAGUUAUCUCUUCAGUCGUUACCGAGACAUUGACUCAGGUUACCUUUUUCAGAUAGAAGAAUGUUAUUGAUAUCAUUGCUGUAUUGUUUUGCUUUAUUUGGCUAAUGACUGUUUUUAGUUGAACUGACGUUCAUACACUUGUUAUCGCAGCAUUUGUUCUUAUUUUUUUAAGUCAGGGGUUCUUAUGGCCUACCGUCAUCCGCCGCUGAUACAGGAGCGUCACCUGCGAGUGAAGUGCGUUAUCGUUCUUCAUUUCCCAAAUCGAUCUAUGGAAUUAUUUUAUUGUUCGAUUUUUAGCGCAUGAGCGCAUUCAUUUGUGCCAGUAGCAUUCGAGUUUAUGUUUCGAGCGAAUCUUUAUUGUGACGGGCCAUUUAACAUUCCAUUCUUAUUUGAUAAACUGAUGGUCGAGCUUCACGUGACUCCUUCUUAAACAUAAGAUAAGUGAGUGUGUAUAGGAUUCAAGAUACGGUACGUGUGCCGUAGCUUAAUAGUGGAACAUGACCUACGCUUGUACAUUUACUUGGUGUCAGCAUUGUGCUGCUGUAGCUGUCUGCGUUAACAUUCUUAUUUAUUUAUUAUUCUCCACGACUAUAACACUUUCAUUCUUACAAAGGUUACAAGAUGCAGGAAUGUUCCCAAAAAAUCUCAAUUGUUCGGCGCCUGAGUAAUACUCUAAUAAUACUAAAGAAAUAGUCAUUCAAUUGGCCUGGGUAUGGUUUGUUGGGAAGUUGUGCGAGUGUUUUAGACUCCUGAUAUCAGAAGAUGGUCGUUCACUAUACCAUGGGAACUGUGCAGCCCAGCGCUAGUUUCAUACAUUCACUUCUACGGUAUACAUUUUUAAUCAAUGUUCCUGCUAUUUGUUUUGUAUUUUUAAACGCUAUUUUAUCUGCAGAUUACUUCUUUGUUGUUAUUUUAUUGUUCAACAAUUUUUGUGCAAAACAAAAAUGCGCUACGGUUUUCUUUGGGAGGAAUGGGCUUUUAACACGCACAUCCAUGUUACCCUUGCACGUCUGCACUACAUCUCAUUUCACUCGUAGCUGUCCCGGGGUUUUAGCCGAGACGUAUCAUAAAUCGCCGAGACGUAUCAUUUAGCCGAGACGUAUUAGCUCGUUGUCGUAUCAUAAAUCGAUCAAUCACAUUCAGAUGUACAGCUGACAAUUGUACAACUUUGAAAUUCAUUCAAGAUGAACGCGAAACUUCCUACUACCGUAACUAUUUUAGAGAAUUUUGGCGUUUAAUUAUCAGUAAUAUUGUUUUCAUAAUUGAUAUAUGAGCUUGUUCUUCCAUUGAUUCCGAAUGUUCAUUAAUUUUAAAAUAACUAAAUACAUUUGUUUUAAAAUAAAUUGAACGUCAAAUUGAGGUCAUCUCGAAUGUCAAAAAUCUUGUCAUUUUUAAUCCCCCUAAAGUAGUUAUCUGUGUAAUUUUAACACUUAUUUGCUUUUUAAAUUAUGUAUGCUCGAUAAUUGAUUUCUUUAAGAAUUGGACGCGAAUUUUGUUAUUUUUACUUGAAGAAUGAUCAAAUGUUGUCAGUUCGGAGAAGUUUAUUUUCAGCGCCCGUUAUUCUUGCCAUCCUGACAUGUUGCCGUGGCAAGAAUCAGCUUCAUCUCUAAUUUCCCUAUCUCGUCAUUAUUGAACGCUUUAAUCUAUCAUCAUUAUCGAACGCGUUAUCAUUACGCGUUCAGUGCAUCAUUAUUGAACGCUAUAAUAUCAUUAUUAAAAACGUAUAAGCUAGGCGACGCUUGUUCAGAUUUAUUUCAGGGAGAAAAUAUUCGCUUGUUAGCGAUUUGCGUGAAAAUCUCACUUGUACAAAUUGGGACGUGCAUUUUCUAUGCCAGAUGUAAAGGAAUGUGUGAACGUGUGCGAUGCUAAUAAAUAUUUCUAAAUAAAA
Messenger RNA from Hyalella azteca, 6941 nucleotides. RefSeq lists its product as uncharacterized. Gene Ontology annotation, molecular function: LIM domain binding. Lineage: Eukaryota; Metazoa; Arthropoda; Malacostraca; Amphipoda; Hyalellidae. The transcript is spliced from 10 exons. Gene Ontology annotation, cellular component: nucleus; transcription regulator complex. The record is from RefSeq and is a predicted model, not a curated record. Gene Ontology annotation, biological process: negative regulation of transcription by RNA polymerase II; positive regulation of transcription by RNA polymerase II; nervous system development. Bases 502 to 2694 code for a protein of 730 amino acids.